Messenger RNA from Geodia barretti, 174 nucleotides. NCBI's taxonomy places the organism in Eukaryota, Metazoa, Porifera, Demospongiae, Tetractinellida, Geodiidae. The record is from the annotation of a GenBank genome assembly.
GCGGGAGAGGUUUGCAGUUAAGCUGCUCACUCUCAGUAUUGCUGAGGGGAAUAUGAAUGAUUUCUGCAUUGACUGAUUGGCACAACUGGCUCUCCAAAUAUGCUGGCCAGUGACCUGACAGUUACCUUUUCAAUUACCAACGACAAUGCAGUGGUUGAUGACUAUACUCUGACG